Molecule: messenger RNA, 2229 nt
Organism: Cuscuta epithymum
Lineage: Eukaryota; Viridiplantae; Streptophyta; Magnoliopsida; Solanales; Convolvulaceae
Source: the annotation of a GenBank genome assembly
ACACAAAAUGGUGUUCUAGGCACUGGACCUCAGUUCGCCCCAAACAAAGAAAGCGAAGCACUGAAGGCACUGGACCUCAGUUCGUCCAUCCUCACCGGUAACCGCGAGUUGAACUGUCGAAGCAAACAAGUUGAGACCUGCUGCCAAUCACGCCGGUCGUCGUUCUCCGCAUUGCUGGAAAGCUCGGAAUCGUCCGAAUCGCCCCUGCAAUUCUUUGAUUCGCUUCGCAGACCGCAGUGCCCUACUGUCCCGGGUCCGGCCCUGCGCGGCUUCUGCCUCCGCCCUUGCCUGCUCGCUGAGUUGCUGGUCUUCCGAUCUUUCAGUUUGCAGAGUUUGAGAAAGAUUUUACAGAAGUGAGAAAAGUCACCUUUUGGGUGGGUGCAUAUGUAGUUAAUGGUAGGUAAAGUUCUAUUAUGUAGGUCCUUUACAAAAAAAAAGCAGAACUGAUACCAGAUAUAUGAAAUAGCCCAAAAAGAAAGGUGAGAAAAGUUAUUUGGAAUGGAUGGGGUGGUAUAUUUGAAAUAAAUUUUUAAAAAUGUGUUCAAAGUUUCAAACAUAUAUCACAUUUCUUUCAGAUAUUCUCAUCUUUCUCAUCUUAUUUUUUCCCUAGCAAUGUAGCAUUUUUGUGUUCCAAAUGGACCCUAGCAGCUUAUGUUGAUCUAUAUGCAUCCAUGAUCUAGACUAACUUUAUAUUUUCUAACUUGUUACACAGAAACAUAGUACUCUUCCUCAAUCAUCAUGUUCAAGCAAUCUCCAACAAGCAGGAGCCAUAGAUCAAAAGGAAUCAAGACCAAACAUGUUCUACAAAUUUGCCUGUUGCUUGCUGUUUGCUUCUGGCUGGUUUAUCAAGUAAAGCGCUCCUACGAUAAAGGCAAAGAGUUUGACGAAACUGAUUCAGGCUUUUCACUGAAGUCAGGGAGCAUAUAUGAAACAACAAAGUGGGGAAGGAAAAGUCUCCUUCCCCAUUCAUCAAACGGAAUUACUACAACUAAACCCAAGCAAGAUAAUGAAAACCAAGAUGAAGAUGAAGACGCCAAGACUGAAGAAGUGGAACCAGAUCAAGACAACAAGUUUGAAGAUGAAAAUGAUGAAGAUAGAGGGGGUGGAGAUGAUGCUGUUGAUGAACAUGAUCAAGAGAAAUCUGAUGAACAAGAAGAUGAACUUGUUGACGUAGAAACUGAUAUGAAAAGUUCUGAAGAGAAUACUGAUCAUGAGCUUGAUGAAGAAGACUCAAUGAGUACCCAUGAGGCACUUUAUAAAGCAGAUGACGCUUCAAGUGCAGUCACCCAUGAUACCGGCUUUGAAGAUGCAAUUGGACAAAACGCAACUCAGUUAACAGAUGAUCGCGAGACAAACCGUUCCCUAAUCACGACAGGCCAUGAUGAAAGUGUCCCAGAGCACGUCUUAUCCACCUCUAUGAAUACCUCACUGUUGAACAAAACAAGAAUGGUGGAAACAAACAGUCAUCUUGAACUGAUAGUAACAUUGCCAAAUUUGACAGAAUCAAAUAUAAAUUCCACCAUUGAGGGUAAUAAUGUCAUAGCUGGCGGGGAACACUCAUUGCCGUUCACUUUUACACAGCAAAUGAACGCAUCUGUACAGAUUGUUGAAAAAACUCUAUCUGAUUCUAAUAUAACUUCCACAGGAAAUGAGGGUUUUACUUCAACCUCAGAAAUCUCCUCAACUGCCUCGACUAUCACACCUUCUGCCUCAGGUGAUACCACACUCGAAGAUCAUUCUGAUACAUCCAUUCCCUUGGAAGAGAAAGAAGUUGGUAUAGAUUUGGAAACUCUUCCUCAGAUACAGACCGAAGGAAGUAACACAGAAGAUGAAGCAGUAGAAUGAAAUUUGUCAUAGAUCAGUAAAAAUGGUUCUGUUGAGGCUCAAGUUUAUUUUGGUUCCUUUGUUUUGUGAGCAUCCCAAGCUAAGAGUGUUCUUUAGUAUGCAGCAUUGGUAAUUUUCGGGAAAGUACAAUUACCAAUUAGCAUGAAAAAUAUAGGAUUGUAGUAGUAUGUUCUGCAAGAGUGGAUCUUGUGGAAUCAUUUGUAGUUAUAAUAACACUUUCCUCUCACUUUCGAGUUUGUUUACACUUGUGUCUUGAUCUUAAAAAUCUCAGCCUUUUCCAUCACUAUCUAAGAUGAUGUACUAAUGGGAUGCUUCUGGGGUUAAAUUUUGUUGAGGAAAAAAUUGACUUGUUGAAUACAUCUAAUGCCUGUUUGGUUGGGCAAC